GUUUCUAAAGGUGGGGAGGUGUUCGUCUUCGAGUGAUCAUUCGAAAAGAUCCAACGAUCUUUCUCUUCCGUUCUUGACUGCACGGCCACCGGCCUUACAUUAGCUAGUACACUCGUUCCCCCGAACCGACCGUGCUGAAGAAGGCGGCAGCAAAGCAAGAUGUUCUGUAGUCACCAUGAUCAAGACUGAUAGCAAACGCGAGGAGCAUGAAGAGAUUUUUGACCAUGAAGAACCACCAAGCAAGGAAGAAACAGCGAGACUCUUACCCUUGGGCGCCAAUUUUCCCGAUGUCGUCUUUGAAGAACAUCUUCAGAACGACCAAGCGACGGAACAACGACAAGGUUUGGUGGGCUUGGGACCUUUGACCAUUACUCUCGUCCUAUUCUUCUUGAGUAUCGUUGUGCCGGAAUUUAUUUUUCGCCAGAGCAACAACGUUGGACUCUUCCAAGGUCUCACCGAUGAUAUGAAGUACAGUCUGGUCCGUGCGGCCUUUGCCAUGCCGCCCAUGUUCAUGUUCUUAAACUGGGCGUUCUUUCAUGUUUCUGUCCACGCCGUGAUCCUCUUGAAUGGCCACCGACAUCGAGAUCGUGACGGUGAAGAUGAGAAUGAGAAAAAGAACGCUGGUGGUUCUAGCGCUCUUCGACUGAGUAAAAGACCAAAAAGACAACAAAUCAUUCAACCGGAAAACCCCAAUGUCUGGAAAAGCAUGUUCCAAAUCAAUUGGGCUGCUGGAUUAUUGACAAUCAUCAUUAUAAUUACCUAUCUCAAACUGAUAGCCAGCACCGUCAUCAGGGAAGAGUUUCAAGAAAAUACAAUCCGAUUGUUGAAUCUGUCCAUGGGAUUCACCCUCCUGGUGGGAUGGAUCUCCUUCCUCGAAGGUCUUCAUGAUGGAGCCCAUGGGUAUGCGGAUCGUGUCGAAAAUAUUCUUCAAAACAAUCAAAAGCUCUCCAAGCUACGAUCCAUCGUUUCCUACAGCUCCUCGUUUCAAGAUUUGGAAGUGGACGUCAUUCAUGGCAUUCCCGGUGGCAUUCACAGUCGACAUCCUCACAGUCCUGCCCGAGUCUUGGCCAAUGUCCUUGGCAUUUACGUCUUGUUGGGAGAAUUUGUUGGUCUCUUUUUGCUGCUCUUGUACUUUAUCGGGGUGGACCUCUAUGAAAACAUUGUGGUAGUGGGCCUUUCCGUCCUUUUUACCGUUGUCUUGACCGCCCUCCAUCUUGGCGAAGCCGUGGGCAGUCUGGUACCACUGGUACUCAGCAAUAGCAUUCAUGUCGGAGAAAUCAUUUCCGUCACAAGACCGGGGUUCAAGCCAGGGAAUGACCCCAAAGAAUUCAUCACAGGCUUUGUGGAAGGCAUCACCUUGGGCCAUGUCGUGGUACGUGACUUUACUCGAAAACAGGUUCACAUCCCCCAUUCGGAAUUCCGGGAUUUGGUUUUGACCAAUUGGUCACGACGACCGACCAAGACGUGUCAUUUUUGCCUUCAUGUCCAAUUGGGACUAGUAGACGCUGCCGUGCCCUUGGCACAGUUGGCAUCCUUUCUCAAGCGAUGGAUUGAUGCCCAUCCGGGGAUUGACAAGGAAAACUACAUCAAGAGUGUGGCCAAGAUGCGAUCUGAAGGACAGGCGUUGGAGGUCAUUUUUUAUCCUGUCAUGAAAUACGAUGCCAAUCAACUACGGGCCGAGUUUUUGGUGGCGGUAGCGGGAGCAGCCAAACGUUUGGACAUUUGCAUUCUUCCCGUGGAGAUGAGAAUAUGGUAUCCUCCUGGAUGUGCCAACGGUGACUCUUACAGUGGCGGUGGAGUUGGAGGAGGAGCGAGAGAACAGCAGGGCGAACCAUUGCGUGAGGAUGAUCCACCGGACCCCGCAACUGUGGAUACCUUGCUGGAGGAUCUCAUGCCCUCUGAGUCUCUGACAAAGAAGGCGGGGUAUCCCCCAUCCAGCUAGCCAGUUCAGCUUGACUAGAGCGGGUGCCUCCCAGCUAUUGAAACAGGAAUGAAAUAAGAAAUGUCAAAUUUCCUCUGGUGGCCAUAGUCAGUCACUGCCACAUGCACCCCUGGAUAAGAAGUGUGCUUGUGAAACGGUCUGAUCCAGAGCCCCUCCCCAAGACUGAUGACCUACUUCAGAAUCUAAUGGUCAAUUGGCACUAAUCGAAAUUCGAUGCUUCCACCAGCCAAAUCUGCUUUCGUUGGCUAGCUGGCUACAUCGGAGUGCACGAAGCUAGCUAGUAUUGGGUCAAGCUUAGGGGAAGAGGAUAGUUUUGAUUGCUAGUAGUGUUACUAUGGUACAUACAAGUACUAGUAUCAAUUUCACAACAUCAU
Molecule: messenger RNA, 2316 nt
Organism: Seminavis robusta
Lineage: Eukaryota; Bacillariophyta; Bacillariophyceae; Naviculales; Naviculaceae
Source: the annotation of a GenBank genome assembly